CAAAAGAAUCCUCUCUCUACAGCGAUAGAAGGAGAGGCGGAAGAGAAAUCGAAGGAUAUCCGUGCGAUCCUAUCCGUCCAUCAUCUUCAUUAUCUGCAUCAUCAAUGGCGGAAGAUCUAGUGCUGGACACUGCGAUCAGAGACUGGGUCCUGAUCCCACUGUCCGUCGUGAUGGUCCUGAUCGGCGUCCUUCGCUACUUCGUCUCAAAGCUCAUGCGAUCUUUCCAACCGCCCGAUGCUAAAAUCGUCAAAGAAGGGCAAGUCAUUAUUCGCGCGAGGAACCUGCGAGCAGCUGCGAAUUUCAUCCCCGCUAAGUCAUUCCGUGCUCGCAGAGCGUAUUAUAGCAACGAGGAGAAUGGGUUGCUUCACGUUCCUAAGGGGCAGGCACAAAAUGCGCAAGCUCAAAUGUUUUCUGAUCCAAACAUGGCUAUGGACAUGAUGAAGAAGAACCUCUCAAUGAUCAUACCACAGACACUUACUUUUGCGUGGGUGAACUUCUUCUUCUCUGGUUUUGUUGCAGCCAAGAUACCCUUUCCGCUAACCCAGAGGUUCAGGUCAAUGUUACAGAACGGGAUUGACUUGAGCACCGUCGAUGUUAGCUAUGUCAGCAGUCGCUCAUGGUAUUUUCUGAAUCUGUUUGGAUUGAGGGGUCUAUUCAGUCUCAUUCUGGGAGAAGAAAAUGCCACAGAUGACACACAGCGGAUGAUGCAAAUGAGUGGGUUUGGAUUUGAUCCUUCAAAGAGCUUGAGUGCAGAGAAAGACAGUCUGGACAUAGUACAGCAUGAUUGGGCUCUACCGAGAUUCGAGCAGCGUGCUGAAGCCGUCUUGAGAAAGCUCGUCAAUUGAAAUCCGAGAUAUGGUACACUCGUGAGACAUUCUAUCUUUCCAUCAGGAAUUCCAUAUUGUACAGAACAAACGGAUAGCUACGAGGCAAUUUGUUUCAGUCCGCCGUUUGUUUUAUACACCAUGGCUCACCGGAGGAGUGAAGCAGUCUGACUUUUAGGCAAAAACAGUGCAUUUGAAAUGCAGUGGAUAAGAAAACCAUUUUUUGUUUUUGUAAUCUUCGAGCGAACCCGCAAUGAGUGAUGAUGUGGCAGGUUAAAUUAUCAAUCAGGUCUGUUCAUUUAUUUGGCUAGAAAAUUUAAAGGCACUUUUUUUUUUUCCUUACAAUAAUUAAACCUUUUAGAAAAUCCUAUCCAUCACAUUGCUUUUGAGCCUAAGUAUUUUUGUUUUCUAUCAUUAAUUUAAAAACUGUCUAUUCAUAUGGUUAGAAAUGUCCAUUAAGUGUGGUUUAUAUAUAUGAGGUCUCAAGUCUAAUCAGUUGAAUUAUAAUGUUAUGGUCCACCAGUGAAUUAUUUCCA
Messenger RNA from Magnolia sinica, 1360 nucleotides. RefSeq lists its product as uncharacterized. The coding region runs from base 105 to 845 and encodes 246 amino acids. The transcript is spliced from 10 exons. Gene Ontology annotation, biological process: protein folding in endoplasmic reticulum. Lineage: Eukaryota; Viridiplantae; Streptophyta; Magnoliopsida; Magnoliales; Magnoliaceae. The record is from RefSeq and is a predicted model, not a curated record. Gene Ontology annotation, cellular component: membrane; EMC complex.